Messenger RNA from Paramacrobiotus metropolitanus, 1792 nucleotides. RefSeq lists its product as uncharacterized. Bases 206 to 1537 code for a protein of 443 amino acids. The transcript has 5 exons. The record is from RefSeq and is a predicted model, not a curated record. Lineage: Eukaryota; Metazoa; Tardigrada; Eutardigrada; Parachela; Macrobiotidae.
ACUUUUUAGGCAGUACAGUUUUGUAGCGAGUCUACUUCUAGCAACACUUUCCACUGUUUCAGCACAGGUUUUCAGAUUAAGUUUUCCCUUUAUGGCGUCAUAGCCGUAAUAACCAGACUGAUUGUGAAUCUGUGAUUUGUAAUUUUAUCCGCAGAUCCGUGUUCUAAGCAGUGAGCUACAUUAGCUGCUAGCAGUCUGCGCUGUAAUGCGGAACACUGCAGUUACUGCGCGCGGUUGCGCCCGCGUCUUACUACAUCUGAAUUCUUCGUCUUCUUCCACGUUAUCUGGUCGUCCUGCCACCGGGAUCUUCAAAUACUUUUCAUCAGCAUUCUCCCCCUCAUACGCUGCACCAUGCAUAACCCACAGUGCACGCUGCAUCCACACUACAAGUCCGUGGAGACGAUCCGCGGACUCCGCACUAACGACGCCAAAAUCCGCAGUAUCCCCGUCUCGAUCUGCGCCUGGACAGGAUGAUUUCCCAUAUCCCGUGCAGCGGCUCCAGCUCGUCGCGCUGCGUCAGCUGUACAUGCAUUUUGUUCAUCACUACCAGCUGAAGGUGCCUCCGCAAGGCAUCCUCCUGGAUGUGGGAUACAUUGAUACGGGCGAUCCGCGGCGCAACGAUGCAGGUGGUGGAGCCCAAGCCAGCGCCGCUUCCGGCGAUUGUCCCACCGUCUUGGUCCUGCAUGGCGCCGGCGGAACGCACCGGGAGAUGGGCGGGAUUAUUCAGGCGCUGGCAUGCGACGGAGCCCGGGUUCUCUGUCCGAAUUUUCCCGGUUACGGCCCGACGCCGAUGGAUGAGGAUAUGGCCUACUCCCAUUCUCUCAUUGAAAACUGUAAUUUUCUCCUGGAUUUCCUGGUGAAAUUGGGGGUGAUGAAAGUGGAUUUAAUCGUGGCGUUCAGUGCUGGCGGAUAUCCCGCGGUCCCGCUGGCCAUCAAAUCCGAGUAUCCGGUCGGCGGACUGGCGCUAAUCCAACUGCCGGGUCAUCGUGUUGGCAGAGUGAUGCGACCAUUCUGGUUGAAGAAGGCGCUGAUCAGAGCCAUGACGCGCAAAUGGGUGCGCCGUCUUUUAACGCCGAUCAAUCAGCUGGUGAUGCGGAAUGACGGAUGGAAAGCCAUACAAUCCAUUGAGCACACCUAUAUCAUGGGUUUGACCGGGAUUGGUGUUCCUUUUGAUAACUACGAGAAAGUCUCUGCUGAACUGCCGUUCAGCCAGCUUCCUCUGCUCCUAACCUUCAGCGAAGACGACAAAUUCAUCGACGCCUCCAUCGCCUACGACUACGCCGAGGUGGUGGGAGUGCCGCGCGACCACCUGACCGUGUACAACCGCGAGGGACAGAUCGUCCACCGCGGCCGCCCGGUGGUGAACGACACCCAGUAUGUGCGCGGGAUGGUCUUCCAGAAGGGCGGACACUUUGCACAGACCCGCCAGCCCUUCGCGGCCGUCAUCGAGGACGCCGUGGUGGACAUCUAUCGGCAUAUUCAGAGGCGGAAGGAGCGCGAGGGGAUUAUGACGGUCAGGGCUGAGCGAGAAGCGUGACAGUCGGUCGUGUGGUGAUUUUAAUGUCGAGUUUUAAGGUUUUAUUUAUUGGAAGUUGUUGGCAUAUGGGUGCUUCAGUGUUUGUUUCCGGUUGUUUGUUAAAGAUUUAGUUUGUUUUAGUUGUCGCACACGUUAUUCUGCAUGUGUGGAUUUUAAAGAUCACUGUGUUGUAAUCAGUCUUUCUUCAGUUUGAAUCCUUUCAUUUCGUGCAAAUCGGAAAUCGAUUCAUUUGUAGUAAAAUGUGAAACCGGAGAA